GUCUGCAGAGUCAACUGACAACUUGAUAUCGUGAGGGUGUCAAUUUUGGACAUCUUUGAAGAAAAAAAGUUACGUAAAGAAAAGAUGGUCUAAGUAUUGGUCAGUUUCGUUUAUAGUUUGAACGAUGAAAGAAAACGAACACGUUAGAACGGCAAUCAGGUGGCGCCUUUCAGCUGAUGGAGCGAUUCUUGAAAAAGUCAAUGACAAAAUACUUAGCUUUGGCAGUCAACAUAAACUCUAUACGUUCGACCAUGUCAUCAAUAUUCCAGACCAGAAAAAAGUCUACGAAAUUUUAGUGGAGCCAAUGGUUAAAAAAUCGUUGGAAGGCUACGAUUGUACGUUUUUGGCAAGUGGUCAGACUGGCAGCGGCAAAACAUACACGAUGGGAUUCGAAAGCAACGCAAGUAUGAAUUCGGACAACAGUGGAAUGACUCGACGCGCCCUGAAUUCCAUUUUCUCGUGUGGCAAGGCCGUCCAGGUCUUCAUUUCUUUUGUGGAAGUGUACAACGAUCAGGUGUUUGAUUUGUUGGUACAAAAUCCACAGGAAGCACUCUACAAAAGGGACCAAAGAGCGUGCGAACCGACCAAGAAAUUGGUGCAAAAUGAAUGUGAAGUGAAUGCCACUUUGGUACAAGGUACGAAAAAUCGACGUGUACGAGGUACCAAAAUGAAUUCGGCCAGCUCCCGUUCACAUGCAGUGUUUACCAUUUAUCUUGGGAUCGAGUCCAGCCAGAACACUAAAAGGGAAUCGCUAAUCAAUUUUGUCGAUUUAGCUGGAUCGGAGGGUGUGCGCAAAACCGGUACCAUAGGCGAGGCGCAUGCCGAAGGCAAAAGUAUUAAUGAAAGUUUGUCAGCAUUCAAACGAGUAUUUGUUGCUAUGUCGAGUGGUGCUAAGCAUAUACCAUUCAGAGACUCACUCAUCACCUACAUUUUGCGAGGCUCGUUGAAAGAGGACUGCUAUGUGACAUUAUUGGGUUGCGUUAGCCCAUUCCAAAGGGACUAUGGUGAAACGUUGUCAACGCUAAAUUUCGUGGCUGACGCCAAACAAAUCAAGAUCACUCCUCGAUUGAAUGCCAUCAUCGAUGAAUUUCAGAAAUCAAACACACCGGUCAAGACGUCCCAUCAAACGCCAAAUUCAUCUUUUCGGUCAAUGAAACAACAAUCACCAUUAGUUACAAGACAGACUAGGGCGUCGCUAUCGAGCAGAUUGACAAGUGACCAGACGAGUCAAUCAACGCUCGGGAAUUCGAUUUCAAAGAGAAGACUCACCACCACCACGAGACAGUCAGUUUUGAACCCAAAGGCGAAAAGGGCAACCUUAUCAUCCAGUCGAAACGCCCGUACCAGCACAGUCGGUGUUAAGAGCACCAACGUAGCAUCAUCUGCUGCGACCCGUCAAACUGGAAUGGGAUCUGGCGGAUCGGUGAAUUGGAAUAAAGCGUCGAUGGCCAAGGAUGCCAACUACCAUAGAUUUGAUUCGUCGCACGCAGUGAGGUCAAUCCGAAAGUCAACCUUUCCGCCCGAUAAAGACGAUGUGUUGAAUAUUGUGAAAUCCUUGGAGGAUGUAAUCAAAGAUGAAAUGACCGACGGCAGAGAAAUCAAUCGAGCAGCAAUUGCGGAGAUGCUUGAUCAGCUGAAGGUCAGGUUGAACGUUCAAAAUCCAUCCAUUGAUGUAUCGUUUUGCCCUGCUUCAACAGCAACAUUGAUUCAGUCUCCAAUGCUGUCAACCGUAGUCGAAGACACUGAAGCAGUUUCGGACAGGGAUAUGGAUACCAACGAACCGAAUCCAAAUAUGAUUUCAUCAAGUUGCUUGGAAGCCGAACUGAAUGAUCUUGUCGAACAGAGUGCUUUGAUUAGUUCAGCAAACAAUCCGGUGAAAGCUUUAGAUCCAGCCGUAAAAGUGGCGAUGAAUUACGACCACUUAGAAAAUAGGAUACUGUUCAACGUAGACGAGCAAUUUAUCGACACAAGUACUGUCCAUUCGGAAACACCGGAAACCAUGCAGCGAAACGCCAGCCAGUGUGAAACUGUUCGAAAGUGUGACUCGUUCCCUGGAACGGCUUUGGGUGGAAAGCUUGCUAUCAACGCUCGGCACGAAUCUAUGCGUCAGAACAGUGAAGAGGCAAUAGAAGAUAUGGUAAGCAGUACGACGAUAAUUGAUUCACCGAAGAUUACAAAAAGGAUUCCUGUUGAUAACGUACGCACCCCGAUCGGAAAGUUAAUUAUCCGUAAGGUAGCACCUGCAUGCGAUUUUGAAAGCACUCGAUACGCCGUUGAAAUGAUCAACCGAACUCGUCCACCACUGCAAGUGCAGUCACCAGUGGAUUACACUCACUUCUGUGAAACUCCGACACGCACAUCCCACAAAUUUCCGAUGAGCACAGCGGUGAAAAGGAACCCCAACCGUAGUAUACAUCAUCGUCUUCCGUUAUCACCACGUAUAAUUGUUGAUCGCAUCGGUUCACCGCAGCAGCGUUGCAUUUCUCAGCCAAGCAAGCGUCAAGCUGUGGCCGAAACUAGGAGCACAGUGCAACGCGGUAAAGUUACUCGAACAGUUGGCACAGGAGCUGGCGAAAAAUUGAAAUCGAAACCGAAAAAAACCGAUGACAGACUACGAAUUUUGAAAAUACUCAACACCGGAAAUGAAAGGGACCUGCAAAAGUUGUCGAAAAUUGGCAUAAAAACAGCUGCUCAAAUUCUUAGCUACAGGAACGUUAAAGGACCAUUAAAAAGUAUCGAGGAACUGAAAAAGAUUGGCUGGUCAAGAAACAUGUGCCAAAAAUUCGUUGCGGCCAAUAUUUUUGAAUGAAAAUAUCACCGGGAAUUUCGUUGACAAAUCAAACCGCAUCUCGAUUUGAUGACACUUUCAGUCGAAUAACGUUGAAAUGAUAUUGAAAGUAGUUAGUUAGAUAGAAACGAAUGUAUAAAAUUACGACAUUCAGUUCCUUUUUACCAGUUUUACUAUAGUUUGGAAUAAAAAUUAAUUUAAAAAAAA
Bradysia coprophila is the source of this 2995-nucleotide messenger RNA. RefSeq lists its product as uncharacterized. Gene Ontology annotation, molecular function: microtubule binding; microtubule motor activity; ATP binding. NCBI's taxonomy places the organism in Eukaryota, Metazoa, Arthropoda, Insecta, Diptera, Sciaridae. Gene Ontology annotation, cellular component: microtubule associated complex. Gene Ontology annotation, biological process: microtubule-based movement; mitotic spindle organization; spindle elongation. The record is from RefSeq and is a predicted model, not a curated record.